CCAAUGAGCCUGUAGCAGAGAGGAGCCAGCUGACCAAUGAGGACCGCGGGGCGGGAGCCUCUGCCGCGGCGGAGUCCAAGAUGGCGGCGUGCGGUUCCGCUGUGUGAAGCGAGCGCGGGGCGGCGGGCUCAGCAUCUCCGCGGAGACGACCUCCGGCGACCCGCAACAAUGAAGGGGAAGGAGCGCUCUCCGGUCAAGCCCAAACGCUCCCGCGGUGGUGAGGACUCGACUUCCCGCGGGGAGCGGAGCAAGAAGUUAGGGGGCUCUGGUGGCAGCAAUGGGAGUAGCAGCGGAAAGACCGACAGCGGCGGCGGGUCGCGGCGCAGCCUUCACCUGGACAAGUCCAGCAGCCGAGGCGGCAGCCGCGAGUAUGACACCGGCGGGGGCAGCUCCAGUGGCCGCCUGCACAGUUACAGCUCCCCGAGCACCAAAAAUUCCUCGGGCGGGGGCGAGUCGCGCAGCAGCUCCCGGGGUGGAGGCGGGGAGUCACGUUCCUCGGGGGCCGCCUCCUCAGCUCCCGGCGGCGGGGACGGCGCGGAGUACAAGACGCUGAAGAUCAGCGAGUUGGGGUCCCAGCUGAGUGACGAGGCGGUGGAGGACGGACUGUUUCACGAGUUCAAGCGCUUCGGUGAUGUAAGUGUCAAAAUCAGUCAUCUCUCGGGCUCUGGCAGCGGGGAUGAGCGAGUAGCCUUUGUGAACUUCCGGCGGCCAGAGGACGCGCGGGCGGCCAAGCAUGCCAGAGGCCGCCUGGUGCUCUAUGACCGGCCGCUGAAGAUCGAGGCGGUGUACGUGAGCCGCCGCCGCAGCCGCUCCCCCUUAGACAAGGAUCCCUACCCGCCGUCGGCCGGCGUGGUGGGCGCCUCCGUGGGCGGACACCGGCACCCCCCUGGAGGCGGCGGCCAGAGAUCGCUUUCCCCUGGUGGCGCGGCCCUGGGGUACCGAGACUACCGGUUGCAGCAGCUGGCUCUUGGCCGCCUGCCCCCCCCGCCUCCGCCACCGUUGCCCCGUGAGCUGGAGAGAGAGCGAGACUAUCCGUUCUAUGAGAGAGUGCGCCCGGCGUACAGCCUGGAGCCCAGGGUGGGAGCCGGAGCAGGAGCUGCUCCUUUCCGAGAAGUGGAUGAGAUUUCACCCGAGGACGAUCAGCGAGCUAACCGGACGCUUUUCUUGGGCAACCUAGACAUCACUGUGACAGAGAGUGACCUAAGAAGGGCUUUUGACCGCUUUGGAGUCAUCACAGAGGUAGAUAUCAAGAGGCCCUCUCGGGGCCAGACCAGUACCUAUGGCUUCCUUAAAUUUGAGAACCUAGACAUGUCUCACCGGGCCAAACUAGCAAUGUCUGGCAAGAUCAUUAUUCGGAAUCCUAUCAAAAUUGGUUACGGUAAAGCUACACCCACCACUCGCCUCUGGGUAGGUGGUCUGGGACCUUGGGUGCCUCUUGCUGCCCUGGCACGAGAGUUUGACCGAUUUGGCACCAUCCGCACUAUAGACUACCGCAAAGGUGAUAGUUGGGCAUAUAUCCAGUAUGAAAGCCUGGAUGCAGCUCAUGCUGCCUGGACCCAUAUGCGUGGCUUCCCACUUGGUGGCCCAGAUCGUCGCCUUAGAGUAGACUUUGCAGAUACAGAACAUCGUUACCAGCAGCAGUAUCUGCAGCCUUUGCCCUUAACUCAUUACGAGUUGGUGACAGAUGCUUUUGGACAUCGGGCACCUGACCCUUUGAGGGGUGCUCGGGAUAGGACACCACCCUUACUCUACAGAGAUCGUGACAGAGACCUUUAUCCUGACUCUGACUGGGUGCCACCCCCGCCCCCAGUUCGUGAACGCAGCACUAGGACUGCAGCUGCUGCUGUGCCUGCUUACGAGCCCCUGGAUAGCCUGGAUCGCAGGCGAGAUGGCUGGUCCUUGGACCGGGACAGAGGUGAGCGAGAUCUGCCCAGCAGCAGAGACCAGCCUAGGAAGCGAAGGCCGCCCGAGGAGAGUGGGGGCCGGCACCUGGAUAGGUCCCCUGAGAGUGACCGUCCCCGAAAACGUCACUGUGCUCCUUCUCCCGACCGCAGCCCGGAAUUGAGCAGUAGCCGGGAUCGCUACAACAGUGACAAUGAUCGAUCUUCUCGUCUUCUUAUCUUGGAAAGGCCCUCUCCAGUCAGAGACAGGCGAGGAAGUUUGGAGAAGAGCCAGGGUGACAAGCGAGACCGUAAAAACUCUGCAUCAGCUGAACGGGAUAGGAAGCACCGGACAACUGCUCCCACUGAGGGAAAAAGCCCUCUGAAAAAAGAAGACCGGUCUGAUGGGAGUGCGCCUAGCACCAGCACUGCUUCCUCAAAGCUGAAGUCCCCUUCCCAGAAACAGGAUGGUGGGACAGCCCCCACCACUGCAGCCUCUCCCAAGCUCUGUUUGGCCUGGCAGGGCAUGCUUCUAUUGAAGAACAGCAACUUUCCUUCCAACAUGCAUCUGUUGCAGGGUGACCUCCAAGUGGCUAGUAGUCUUCUUGUGGAGGGCUCAACUGGAGGCAAAGUAGCCCAGCUCAAGAUCACUCAGCGUCUUCGUUUGGACCAGCCCAAGUUGGAUGAAGUAACUCGACGCAUCAAAGUGGCAGGUCCCAAUGGUUAUGCCAUUCUCCUGGCUGUGCCUGGAAGUUCUGACAGCAGGUCCUCCUCUUCCUCAGCCACAUCAGACACUGCCACCUCUACUCAGAGGCCACUUAGGAACCUUGUGUCCUAUUUAAAGCAAAAGCAGGCCGCUGGGGUGAUAAGCCUUCCCGUGGGGGGCAACAAAGACAAGGAAAACACCGGGGUCCUACAUGCUUUCCCACCCUGUGAGUUCUCCCAGCAGUUCCUGGAUUCCCCUGCCAAGGCACUGGCCAAAUCUGAAGAAGAUUACCUGGUCAUGAUCAUUGUCCGUGCAAAACUGGUGAACUGCGGAUUGAAGAUAUGGAAUUCAAAGCUCUAAUGGACCUUUUUGAAGAGAAGUUGUGGCUUAUGUGGAGUUUACAUGGGCCUCUUGAUGGAAG
Molecule: messenger RNA, 3007 nt
Organism: Nyctereutes procyonoides (raccoon dog)
Lineage: Eukaryota; Metazoa; Chordata; Mammalia; Carnivora; Canidae
Gene: RBM15
Product: RNA binding motif protein 15
Exons: 2
Coding region: 37-2946 (969 amino acids)
Biological process (GO): regulation of alternative mRNA splicing, via spliceosome
Cellular component (GO): nucleus
Molecular function (GO): mRNA binding
Source: RefSeq, a predicted model, not a curated record